Coregonus clupeaformis (lake whitefish) is the source of this 1563-nucleotide messenger RNA. RefSeq names its product NK1 transcription factor related 2-like,a (gene nkx1-2a). The coding region runs from base 184 to 1017 and encodes 277 amino acids. Gene Ontology annotation, cellular component: nucleus. Gene Ontology annotation, molecular function: DNA-binding transcription factor activity, RNA polymerase II-specific; RNA polymerase II cis-regulatory region sequence-specific DNA binding. The record is from RefSeq and is a predicted model, not a curated record. Gene Ontology annotation, biological process: regulation of transcription by RNA polymerase II; cell differentiation. NCBI's taxonomy places the organism in Eukaryota, Metazoa, Chordata, Actinopteri, Salmoniformes, Salmonidae. The transcript is spliced from 2 exons.
AUCUCACUAACCGACCAUCACUUGGCCAGACUGACGGAGAAAUCUGAGGACAGGUGCACUUUGUGGGACAGCCAGUUGACCAGUUUAACGUGCAGAAAGUCUGCCAAGUGCCUACCCAGAAGCGUAAUAUCGCGUGCGACUUCUCACCUCUUCUCUUUGAUCAAUUUAGAGGGAUUUCAAAGGAUGUUGGAUUCCAAGGAUUCUAAUGUGAAAAUGACAUCUAGUCAUAGGAUUUCUUUUUCUAUAAUUGAUAUAUUGGACCCAAAUAAAUUUAAUAGCAAGAAGAUAAUCGAACUUUCUCCAACAAAGGACAAGUUUCCUUUGCUGAACGCAGGAGUGGCAAGUUUAGAAGCGGACACUGGCUCAGAUGGAGAGCAGCCACUUGAGCACAUGGAAGCAGGCGAAGACACUGACCACUCAAGUAGCACAGAUCUCAAACACAAGGUAGCUGUCGACAACCCACUUUUAUUACGCUCAACGACUGAGCCAGAGGAGCAAGAAGAGGGGGACGUGGACAGCAUCAGCAGCAGCGCCGAAACUUCAGCAACACAUGACCUCUCGCCCCACAAACGGCUGCGCUCGGAUCACAGUUGUGCCAAGCCGCGACGCGCCAGAACUGCCUUCACCUACGAACAACUGGUGGCUCUGGAGAACAAAUUCCGCUCUACGAGAUACCUGUCCGUGUGUGAGAGACUCAACCUGGCUCUGUCCCUCAGCCUCACUGAGACCCAGGUCAAGAUCUGGUUCCAGAACAGAAGAACCAAGUGGAAAAAACAGAACCCGGGCGCAGACAGCACGAUGCCACCCGGGUCCAACUCUUUGGUCAGUGUCAACCCAAGCCCUGUGACUUGUGUGUCGAGUUCAGCCAAUUACCAAACUUUCCCAUCCUUCAGCUCUGUGAAUAUGAUAUUCCAUACUGAUGGUGCGGUUCCUCUGUCGUCCACUGGAGGGAUGUUACAUCCCUUUUUACCCAAUGGUUAUCAUCUCCAGCCGUCCUACUUUACCCCACAUUUAUGAGACAUGCCCUGCUUAAUCUAUUGUGACUUGAUGGUCACAUUGUGAUAGGAGGAUUAUAACUAUUGGACUCUCACAAAAGUGUAAUCUUUAACACUGUCUGUCCAUAGACAUAAUGACAGACAUCAGUCUGCACCCUUAGAUGAUUUGUUCAGAUGAUGGAGAAAAAUGUCCCGAAGGAGCCUAAAAUGUAAGGCUUCUUUUCAGACAAAUGGGUGGUGAACAAGACUAUUUGUAAUUACUGUCUGAUGUUGAUACAUCUGCUUAUCAUCGAAUUCCUCUGCAGCAAUGUAAUAAGGAAAAAGUGCUGUAUGCAGAUAUGUAGAUCCUUCAGUGUAUGUACUAUAGAGAUUGUCGGCCUGCAUAACCAAUAUCCUGUUUUCUCUAUCCCUGUAUUUGACUAUCUGGCGGGCGCAAAAUGUGGCAUGAUAAAAAAAAAACAUCUCUCCUUACUGUAUGUUUGUAGGGUGUCUCACUCACAUGCGUUCACUGUUAAAUCUGUCAAUCUUGAAAUGAACACAUUUAAAUUAAAAACAUAUGUACAACAUA